Stomoxys calcitrans (stable fly) is the source of this 926-nucleotide messenger RNA. RefSeq names its product heat shock factor-binding protein 1. The transcript has 2 exons. The record is from RefSeq and is a predicted model, not a curated record. Lineage: Eukaryota; Metazoa; Arthropoda; Insecta; Diptera; Muscidae. Gene Ontology annotation, biological process: cellular heat acclimation. Gene Ontology annotation, cellular component: nucleus; cytosol. Gene Ontology annotation, molecular function: transcription corepressor activity. The coding region runs from base 202 to 456 and encodes 84 amino acids.
UAUAAAUUCUGCUCUCACUUAACGCAGACGUGUAUUUUGUUGUUGUAUCACUGAAAACAAAAAAAAAAACUCAUUCGGAAAAAAUCAACAGAAGGAAUUUGUUAAACUAGAGAAAAUCAACAGCAUUUUUAUACUUUUAUAUAAAGAAAGAAAAGCACUGGACACACACCCUAGCAUACACACAAACAGCAUCUAGACAAAAUGACUGAUAUGAAGAAUGAAUUGGACAGCGAUUUGGACCAGAAUUAUUCACUCAACAGCAAUGCAGAUCCCAAAAAUAUGCAGGAAUUAACGAUUUAUGUUCAAAAUCUUUUGCAAAAUGUCCAGGACAAAUUUCAAACAAUGUCCGAUCAGAUAAUAACACGCAUCGAUGAUAUGGGCAACCGGAUAGAUGAUUUGGAAAAAAGCAUUGCCGAUCUUAUGAAUCAGGCCGGCGUUGAGGGUCCAGAGAAAUAAGAUCCAAAGAUAUUAGGAGGCAAUAAAACGAACUCCUAGGGCGAAAUGAAACGCAAAUGCAGGAUGCUCAAACCAACAAAAAGAACCACAACCAAUAAAGAAAUAUCAAAAGAUCCCAACUCUUUACAACUAGCAUAGGAGUACAUGUGUAAUCUUCUCUCCUCUCCAAAAAAAAACAGAACCAUAAAACCCAUAACGAUCCCUAACAACUUGAAUGCACACCUAAUCAUUAAAUCAUAUAACAUUGGUUUUCCUAUUCGUAAAUAUCUUCUAUUCUGUUAUCUUCCACUUCCUUCUGCUUUCCUUUUUUUUUUAUUUUUCUUAUCGUAAGCGUAUAUUUAGUUCAGUUUAGUAUAAUUAUUAUAAAAUUUACCCUUUUUUUAAGAAUAAUUAAGAAAUUGAAUUUUGUAAUUAACACAAAACUGAGUAUAUAUGUAUGAUGGUUACCACAUGUUUGAGAGGUUUUUUUU